GACCACCGCCACCGCGCAUCUCAUUCCGGUCCAAAGUCUCACACACGAAAUCCACCAUUCAUUAUGUUUUCAUGACCACCACGCAUCUCAUUUACAGACCAUUCAACUUUUGCUUUUCCUCUUCCGAAACACAACCCAAUUGCAGAGUAAAAUCAAAUGGCCGCCUCCGCCGGUGCUACGGCCACCUUAGCUCCUCUACUUCUCCGAAACCUCUUCACAUCGAUCUUCAUCUACGCGGACCAGUCUUUAUUAAACUUAGCCAGAAAGUGUAAAUUCCUGGAAUUUCUCCGUUCCUUCCUCAUCUCCACCUUCCUCUUCUUCCUGCAUCUCCUCCCUUCUCUUUUUCCUCAAAACCGCACCUCCAAAGCUCCAAAAACUGAUCAAAGCUACGUGGCGGCCACCGCAGCUGGCGGCGGUGGCGAUUCUGGCAUCGCUCGAGCACUUUCUCAGGUGCUGUCCAUCGUCAGCGAUAUCCCCGUCAGCUCCCGCAAGUACGAAGUUGUUCGAUCCUUAGCGGAGAGGCUCAUCGAUGAGAACCUCCAGGAGGGUUUGGAGGCUCUCCGGGAAGUCAACCGGACGGUCCUGUCGGCUUCGUUUGCGAGGACGCUUAAUCAGCUUGAAGCCGCCAUGGCGGAGCAGCGUGGUGGGGCGGCGGAUGGGUAUGGACGAGUGGACUACGGGUUGAACCGGGUUUUUAGGGCGGUUAGGUCGGCUGGUGAUGUGGCGUGGAGUAGGGUUGGGUGGAGGAGGGAAGAGGUGAGCCAGAAAGGAAGUUCAGCUGAGAAGCUGGCGGCUGAGCUGCUUUGGUUGGCGCAGAAGAUGGAGGCUAGUGGGAGUGGUGAGGAGGCGGUCUGUUUGUGGGCAUCGGCUUCUAAUCUGGCUUGGCUCGCGCUCUCAGCUGAGGCGCGACUACAGGGCUCGUUAGUCAAGGUCUCAGCACAUUUGUUCAAGCAAGCAAAAGAAAUGGGAGGAGAAGAAGAGGAGAACAUCAAGAAAGAGCAACGAAGGCAAACAAACAUGAAGAUGCUAAUGUCUUGGCUUCCAUUAUUAUGUCGAGGAAGCAAUGGCAUUGAUACACCAGUGUUGAGCAUUAGUGAAAGAGCAGAGCUUGAAAAAGUAUUGGAGGAUAUUAUAGAGAUGUUGGAGCAAGAAGAAGAGCAAGAGAAAGUGUUAUCUUUGUGGCUCCACCACUUCACAUACUGCCCUUCUUCUGAUUGGCCUAACCUCCUUGCUUCCUAUACUCGAUGGUGCACCGCUUCUCGCAAACUUAUACUCCUUCAUUGAAACUAAUCAAGGUUUAUUAAAAAUAAUGUAAGUUCUUUAUUAAUUAAGUAAACAAUGAUGCAUCUCUCUCUC
Vitis riparia (riverbank grape) is the source of this 1356-nucleotide messenger RNA. RefSeq lists its product as uncharacterized. The record is from RefSeq and is a predicted model, not a curated record. Lineage: Eukaryota; Viridiplantae; Streptophyta; Magnoliopsida; Vitales; Vitaceae. Bases 157 to 1284 code for a protein of 375 amino acids. The transcript is spliced from 2 exons.